AUGUUUAUAAACAGCUGGCACAAACACGGAAUGGAAACAAGACAGGGAGAAUCAGAAGAAAAAUCACGAACAGUGAAAGAUGAUUUAAAAAUACUUCUGGCAGUUACGCUUUUAUUCGUGCUUAAUUACAUAUUCGCAGUAUACGUCGAGAUAAAGCCCUACCAGGAGAGAAUAUCAUAG
This is a messenger RNA of Nematocida minor, 180 nucleotides long. RefSeq lists its product as uncharacterized. Bases 1 to 180 code for a protein of 59 amino acids. The record is from RefSeq and is a predicted model, not a curated record. NCBI's taxonomy places the organism in Eukaryota, Fungi, Microsporidia. The transcript has a single exon.